Dipodomys ordii (Ord's kangaroo rat) is the source of this 1899-nucleotide messenger RNA. It is a transcript of the gene Fzd9, whose product is annotated as frizzled class receptor 9. The record is from RefSeq and is a predicted model, not a curated record. Gene Ontology annotation, cellular component: plasma membrane. The transcript has 3 exons. Bases 1 to 1614 code for a protein of 537 amino acids. Gene Ontology annotation, molecular function: Wnt-protein binding; Wnt receptor activity. NCBI's taxonomy places the organism in Eukaryota, Metazoa, Chordata, Mammalia, Rodentia, Heteromyidae. Gene Ontology annotation, biological process: canonical Wnt signaling pathway; non-canonical Wnt signaling pathway.
AUGUGUGGGAACCACAGCUCCACUUUCUCACCACACCACCAUGGCUGCACCAAGCUGCACAGCGGGCAGCUGUGGGCUUCGCUGGGCAGCCACACCUGGGCAGGCUCCCUUGGGAUGGGUGGCACCGUCUCUCCGCUGGCCUCAGAGGGCGAGGCGGCGGCCGAGCUGGCGGAGUUCGCGCCGCUGGUGCAGUACGGCUGCCACGGCCACCUGCGCUUCGUGCUGUGCUCGCUGUACGCGCCCAUGUGCACCGAGCAGGUCUCCGCGCCCAUCCCCGCCUGCCGGCCCAUGUGCGAGCAGGCGCGCCUGCGCUGCGCGCCCGUCAUGGAGCGCUUCCACUUCGGCUGGCCCGACGCGCUCGAUUGCGGCCGGCUGCCCACGCGCAACGACCCGCACGCGCUGUGCAUGGAGGGCCCCGGCUCCUGCCAGAACCCGGAGAAGUUCCAGUACGUGGAGAAGAGCCGCGCGUGCGCGCCGCGCUGCGGGCCCGGCGUCGAGGUGCUCUGGUCCCGGCGCGACAAGGACUUCGCGCUGGUCUGGAUGGCCGUGUGGUCGGCGCUGUGCUUCUUCUCCACCGCCUUCACCGUGCUCACCUUCCUGCUGGAGCCGCACCGCUUCCAGUACCCCGAGCGCCCCAUCAUCUUCCUCUCCAUGUGCUACAACGUCUACUCGCUGGCCUUCCUCAUCCGAGCCGUGGCCGGCGCGCAGAGUGUGGCCUGCGACCAGGAGGCGGGCGCGCUCUACGUGAUCCAGGAGGGCCUGGAGAACACCGGCUGCACCCUCGUCUUCCUCCUGCUCUACUACUUCGGCAUGGCCAGCUCCCUGUGGUGGGUGGUCCUCACGCUCACCUGGUUCCUGGCGGCCGGCAAGAAGUGGGGCCACGAGGCCAUCGAGGCCCACGGCAGCUACUUCCACAUGGCGGCCUGGGGCCUCCCGGCGCUCAAGACCAUCGUGGUCCUGACCCUGCGCAAGGUGGCCGGGGACGAGCUGACCGGCCUCUGCUACGUGGCCAGCAUGGACGCCGCAGCACUCACGGGCUUCGUGCUGGUGCCCCUGGCUGGCUACCUGGUGCUGGGCACCAGCUUCCUCCUCACGGGCUUUGUGGCUCUGUUCCACAUCCGCAAGAUCAUGAAGACGGGGGGCACCAACACCGAGAAGCUGGAGAAGCUCAUGGUCAAGAUCGGCGUCUUCUCCAUCCUCUACACGGUGCCCGCCACCUGCGUCAUCGUGUGCUACGCCUACGAGCGCCUCAACAUGGACUUCUGGCGGCUCCGGGCCGCAGAGCAGCCGUGCACUGGCGCGUCGGUGCCCGGGGGCCGCAGGGACUGCUCCCUGCCGGGGGGCUCCGUACCCACCGUGGCUGUCUUUAUGCUCAAAAUCUUCAUGUCUCUGGUGGUGGGCAUCACCAGUGGUGUCUGGGUGUGGAGCUCCAAAACUUUCCAGACCUGGCAGAGCCUGUGCCAUCGUAAGAUGGCAGCCGGCCGGGCCCGGGCCAAGGCCUGCAGAGCCCCUGGGGGCUAUGGACGGGGCAUCCACUGCCACUAUAAGGCCCCCACGGUGGUCUUGCACAUGACUAAGACGGACCCCUCCCUGGAGAACCCCACGCACCUCUAGCGACACAGGCCUGGCUCUCUGCUGUGCCCCCCCCCAAGAGACAGCUGACUAGCAGCACCCAGCUGUCAAGGUCAGGCACAGCCAGGGGGCUGAGGACCAGGGUGGGGACCUGGUGAAACUCACACUCCUAUGCUCCCUAAUUGGGGGUGGGAGCCUGGCUGCGACCCCCAAAAGGUCAGAAGAAGGGACAGAGGAGGGCAUGGUCCAUCAGAGCAUUUAUUUAAUGAUGUAAUUUAUUGUUGCGUUUCUCUGCAAGCUGUGACUGGAAUAAACCCCUGUGUGUUA